This is a messenger RNA of Gossypium arboreum, 1626 nucleotides long. RefSeq names its product RHOMBOID-like protein 2. Gene Ontology annotation, biological process: proteolysis. The record is from RefSeq and is a predicted model, not a curated record. Gene Ontology annotation, molecular function: serine-type endopeptidase activity. The transcript has 5 exons. NCBI's taxonomy places the organism in Eukaryota, Viridiplantae, Streptophyta, Magnoliopsida, Malvales, Malvaceae. Gene Ontology annotation, cellular component: membrane. The coding region runs from base 417 to 1397 and encodes 326 amino acids.
GGGGAUAAUUACGAAGUUAGAAUCACUUUCCAUAACGUUCAUUCUUCAUCAAAAGGUUAAAAAACUAAUGCAUCACUUUAUUAAAGAUUUUGGGGUUCAUCAAUGUUACAUUUAAAAGAAGAGGUAAAGAACAAGCUUUUACUCUAUCAAACCCAACAGUCAAUCUCACAAACCACCACGAAACAAAGCUCAAAGAUAGAGACAGACAGACAGACAGCUAUAAAAACUUGUAGGCUGUAGCUCAACGGUUAAAUCUGUACCCACAACCCAAAUCUCUCUCCAUUUCUACUAAUCGAAAUAGAUAUAAAUUUGAGUUUGAUCCCAGUUUCCAUUGAAAAAGAAAACCCCACAGAAGAAAAAAAGGUACAAAUUUUAUUCAUUAAACUUGAAAAAGAACCAAGUUUUUGUAUUGGAGGAUGGCAAGUGGGGAUCUAGAGCGAGGAGGAAGGAAUGGGAAGAACAGAGCAAAUAGCUAUCACCAAUCAUCAUCUCCUUUCUAUGUAGAAAACACUGAAAAGCAAUGGACUUCAUGGCUUGUUCCAAUGUUCGUGGUGGCUAAUGUUGCUGUUUUUUUUGUGGUGAUGUAUAUCAAUGAUUGCCCUAACAACAAUCUGGGAUUUGAAGGCAGCUGCGUGGCUAAGUUCCUUGGCAAGCUUUCUUUUCAGCCUUUGAAAGAAAAUCCUCUCUUUGGUCCUUCUUCUCAUACAUUGGACAAAUUGGGAGCACUAAAUUGGAGCAAGGUAGCGCAUGGCAAGCAAGGAUGGAGGCUCAUCACUUGCAUCUGGCUACAUGCUGGCGUUAUUCAUCUGCUUGCUAACAUGUUGAGCUUGGUCUUCAUUGGAAUUCGCCUUGAACAGCAAUUUGGAUUCCUGCGUAUUGGGCUUAUCUAUCUAUUGUCCGGCUUUGGAGGGAGUAUACUAUCAUCUCUUUUCAUUCAGGAUAAUAUUUCUGUUGGUGCAUCUGGUGCUUUAUUCGGCCUUCUGGGAGCAAUGUUAUCGGAGCUUCUGACUAACUGGACUAUCUACACAAAUAAGGCUGCUGCUCUGAUCACACUUGUGGUCAUUAUUGCCAUUAACUUAGCAGUAGGGAUUCUUCCUCACGUCGAUAACUUUGCACAUAUCGGUGGCUUCUUGACCGGCUUUCUCCUUGGGUUUGUUUUGCUGCUUCGUCCCCAAUUCGGGUGGGUUCAACGUCAGCAUGUUCCUGCUGGUGCACCUGUUAAAUCUAAGCACAGGGCAUACCAAUAUGUUUUCUGGGUGAUUGCAGUGGUCUUGGUCAUAGUUGGAUUCACAGUCGGAUUGGUGAUGCUGUUUAGAGGAGAAAAUGGAAAUGACCAUUGCAGCUGGUGCCAUUACAUGAGCUGUGUUCCUACAUCAAGUUGGCACUGUGGAAAAUAAUAAUGAAACCAUUACCAUUACUACUAUUAACCCCCGUCUUCAUCUUGUCUCACUCAAUUCUUUCACUAUUUUUAUUCGUUUAUUAAUUUCUUCCGGUUGAUAUUUGUCUAUGUAUAUGCUUAGAGAUUAUAUUUGAAUAUUAGUAAAUUCGUUGUUCUUAUAUGGAUGCAAUUGUAUACAUCAUUUAUGUUGUCAUUGAAUGCAGGUUUACUUAGAAAGUAGAGAUAAA